Molecule: messenger RNA, 246 nt
Organism: Opisthorchis viverrini
Lineage: Eukaryota; Metazoa; Platyhelminthes; Trematoda; Opisthorchiida; Opisthorchiidae
Exons: 2
Coding region: 1-246 (81 amino acids)
Source: RefSeq, a predicted model, not a curated record
AUGAUUGGGCGAAAAGAGCCCGUCGAGGAAGUCGGUCGACUGCCAUACGCAGCACGUGGCCAAGCCAACGCAACCUGUGCAGUGACCAGAGAACAUCAUAAUGAUCGACGCCUAAAAGAAUUGGGCAUCUGGGUCUCCUUAAAAUUGCCCUUCUCACUGCACCAAGAUAAAUCGUCCGAGAAGGCAUUCGCCAUUCUACGGAUGAUCCGACUCACCCUCUCCCGUAUUACUCGCAUGGACUUCUAA